AUGAAAUUGCUUAUAAUUGGGAAUGGAGGAAGAGAACAUGCACUUUCAUGGAGAUUAUCAAAAUCUCCACGGGUUGAGAAGAUAUUUGUUGCACCAGGAAAUGGAGGAACAAAUGGUUUAUAUGGGAUUGUAGAAAAUGUAGAGAUUGGUCCUUUAGAAUUCGAAAAAUUAGUGAAAUUUGCAGUUAGCAAUGAUAUUGAUCUUGUUAUACCAGGAACAGAAGUACCAUUAGUCGCAGGUGCAGAAGAAUACUUUAGAAAAGCUGGAAUUUACUUUUUUGGACCAUCAAAGAAAGCCGCGCAAAUGGAAGGAUCAAAAGCAUUUUCUAAAGAUUUUAUGAAACGGCAUAAUAUACCAACUGCUAAAUAUAAGAACUUUACUUCAUAUGAACUUGCAAAAGAAUAUAUAUUACAAGUAGAUUAUGAUGUGGUUAUUAAAGCAUCUGGAUUGGCUUCAGGAAAAGGUGUAAUUGUUCCAGAAUCUAAAUCGCAUGCUCUUACUUCCCUUCAUGAAAUUAUGGAAAACAAAAUUUUUGGUAUAGCUGGUGAUGAAGUGGUUAUUGAGGAACGUUUAAUUGGAGAAGAAUUAAGUAUUCUUGCUUUUUCUGAUGGGUAUACUAUAAAGCUUUUGCCUCCUGCAAGAGAUUAUAAACGUCUAUAUGAUGGAGAUAAAGGACCAAAUACAGGUGGAAUGGGUUGCUAUUCUCCAUCUAUUUCAACCCUAUCUUUAUUAGAACAAAUUCGUAAGGAAAUUUUGCAAGAAACUAUUGAUGGAAUGAGGAAAGAAGGUUUUCCAUUUGUUGGUCUUUUAUUUACAGGUAUUAUGUUGACUUCAGAUGGUCCAAAGGUUUUGGAAUAUAAUGUGCGUUUUGGUGAUCCAGAGACCCAAACAGUCUUGCCAUUACUUCAUGAAGAUACAGAUCUUUUGGAAAUAAUUUUGGCAUGCAUUGAGCGAAGACUUGAUUUUGUUCAACUUCAUAUUAAUCCACUUUUUUCUGUUUGUAUUGUUCUUGCUGCAAAAGGCUAUCCUUAUUCUUAUGAAAAGGAGAAAUUAAUAGAUAUCGGUACUAUUGGAGAUGAAGCCAUUGUUUUUCAUUCAGGAACAGCUAUUUCUGAAUCAAAAGAACUUGUUACUACUGGAGGAAGAAUCUUAUCAAUAUCUGCUACAGGAAUAACACUAGAAGAAGCAGCCAAAAAUGCUUAUAAAAAUAUUAAAUCUAUUUUUUUUGAAAAUAUGUUUAAUCGUAAUGAUAUUGCUUAUAAGGAAUGUGAUACGAACAAAAAAAAAUUGAAAGAUAUUGUUACAUAUUUAUCGUCUGGUGUUUCCAUUGAUACUAGUAAUAAUUUUUUAAGUAUAAUUAAAUCGAAAAUUCAAACUACUAAACGCCUCGGUUCUGAUGCUAUAAUUGGAGGAUUUGGGGGUAUUUUUGAUUUAAAAAAAUUAAAUUAUAAAGAUCCUUUAUUAGUUAGUACAAUAGAUGGAAUCGGAACAAAAAUAAAAAUAGCUCAAGCUAUAAAUAGACAUGACAUAAUUGGAAUUGACCUUGUUGCUAUGAAUGUUAAUGAUUUAAUUGUCCAAGGAGCAGAACCAUUGUUUUUUCUUGAUUAUUAUGCUUGUAGAAAACUUGAUAUUAGCAAUGCUACAUCAUUUAUUGACGGUAUUUGUAACGGUUGUAUAAUGGCUGGAUGUGCACUUAUUGGUGGAGAAACAGCAGAAAUGCCUGGAAUAUAUUAUAAUAAAGAUUUUGAUAGUGCAGGAGCAGCUAUCGGUAUUGUAGAAAGAAAAAACCUUCUACCUUCUUUUGAGAUAAUGAAAUCUGGAGACAUCGUUUUGGGGUUAGGUUCAAGUGGACUACAUUCAAACGGAUUUUCUUUAAUAAGAAAAAUAAUUGAGAAAUCUGGAUUAUAUUAUAAUGAUCCAGCACCAUGGGACCCUUCAACAACAAUAGGUCUAAGUCUUCUUACGCCAACUAGAAUAUAUGUUAAAUCUCUUUUAAAUUUAGUAAAAAAAGGCGUUAUUAAAGGAAUGGCGCAUAUCACUGGCGGUGGAUUUAUAGAAAAUAUUCCAAGAAUUCUUCCAGAUAAUCUCAUGUGCGAAAUAGAUGCAACAUCUUGGGAACUACCAAAAGUUUUUUCCUGGCUUAAAAAAGCUGGAAAUGUUCCUAUUAAUGACCUUUCAAGAACUCUUAAUAUGGGUAUAGGAAUGGUGAUAAUUGUAGAUAUCAUGAACGUAUCAGAAGUAUUGACAGAAUUAAAAAAUAUGGGUGAAAAUGUGUAUAAUAUUGGAAACAUAUUAAAUAGAACAUCGCAACACCCAAAAUGUUUAUUAAAAAAUUUAGAUGCAUGGGAAUAAGAAAAUAUAGCCUUUAUAUAC
This is a messenger RNA of Pneumocystis murina B123, 2373 nucleotides long. Its product is annotated as phosphoribosylamine-glycine ligase. The record is from RefSeq and is a predicted model, not a curated record. Gene Ontology annotation, molecular function: phosphoribosylamine-glycine ligase activity; ATP binding; metal ion binding. NCBI's taxonomy places the organism in Eukaryota, Fungi, Ascomycota, Pneumocystomycetes, Pneumocystales, Pneumocystaceae. Bases 1 to 2352 code for a protein of 783 amino acids. Gene Ontology annotation, cellular component: cytosol. Gene Ontology annotation, biological process: adenine biosynthetic process; 'de novo' IMP biosynthetic process. The transcript is spliced from 9 exons.